This is a messenger RNA of Myotis lucifugus (little brown bat), 873 nucleotides long. RefSeq names its product transmembrane protein 179B (gene TMEM179B). Lineage: Eukaryota; Metazoa; Chordata; Mammalia; Chiroptera; Vespertilionidae. The record is from RefSeq and is a predicted model, not a curated record. The annotation marks the transcript as partial. The transcript is spliced from 5 exons.
CCUGGGCACCGGGGAGCAUGGCGCUGCCCUGCCUGCAGCGCGGUCGAGCUCGUGCUGUUCGCCGCCGCCUUCCUGUGCGGGGCCUUGGCGGCCGCGACGCUCACCCGGACCCAGGGCUCCUUCAGUGGCCGCUGUCCCCUGUAUGGCGUGGCGGCCUUGAACCGCUCCUCCCUGGCUUUAUCCAGAGGCUCAGCCCCCUCCCUCUGCUACUUUGUGGCUGGGGCCUCUGGCCUCCUGGCCCUCUACUGUCUCCUGCUUCUGCUCUUCUGGGUCUACAGCAGCUGCAUCGAGGACUCCCAAAGAGGCCGGAUAGGGCUCCGCAUUGCACUGGCCAUCUCGGCUAUAGCCACCUUCCUGGUCUUAGUGUCGGCCUGUGUCCUUCGGUUUGGCACCAGCUCUCUCUGCAACUCCAUCACCUCUCAGAACGCUACAAUUAGCUGCUCUGAAGCCCAGAAAAUUCCAUGGACACCCCCUGGAACCGCUCUGCAUUUUUACUCCAACCUACACAAUGCUGAAAAUUCUUCUUGGGUCAAUCUGGUAUUGUGGUGUGUGGUCCUGGUGCUCCAGGUCGUGCAGUUGAAGUCUGAAGCCACCCCAUACCGGCUUCUGGAGAGGGGGGACCCUGAAUGGAGCUCUGAAACAGAUGUCCUGGUUGGGCCACGCCUUUCCCCUUCCUGAAGAGCAAGCAAGCUGAGUGCUUCCUGCAGCCAUUGGCUCCCUGCCCAAGUGCCUGCAAUCCUCCUGCCCCCCUUGGCCCUGUUAUGCUGAGAGCCUCAGUUCCCUCGAAGAGGGAAACAUGAAGACAGCCCCCCUCCACCUCUUCUUACAGCUGUUUUUGUACCAGAAUAUUAUUAUAUGACUUCCUUCAUCUUG